Molecule: messenger RNA, 438 nt
Organism: Spirometra erinaceieuropaei
Lineage: Eukaryota; Metazoa; Platyhelminthes; Cestoda; Diphyllobothriidea; Diphyllobothriidae
Source: the annotation of a GenBank genome assembly
AUGCAGCCGACGACGAGGCAACCAUUGCAGAGAACGCCUCCGUGGAUAACCGCUCGUGUCAACUACGAAACACGGUCCAGGCGACGACGCUCGCCGUCCUUGGGUCUCGCUCCCCGUCAACGCCAGGACUGGUUCGACGACAACGACGCCGCCAUCAGAAAUCUGCUUGCUGAGAAAAACCGCCUACACAAAGCCUACGUAGGCCACCCCACUGAUGACAACAAAGCUGCUUUCUCCCGCAGACGCCGCCAGCUUCAGCAACGACGGCGCGAGAUGCAGGACGCCUGGACUGCUCGCAAAGCUGAUGAGAUUCAAGGCUACGGGGACCGCAGCGAAUGGAAGAACUUCUUCUCUGCGAUCAAAGCUGUCUACGGUCCGCCGACGAAGGGCACUGCUCCUCUCCUCAGCGCCGACGGCAACACUCUCCUGACUGAAUAG